CACUCACCAAAGUUGCUUAGCUUGCGAUCGCAUCCUCUUUAGUUAUGCGAGCUUAAAUUGCCACAGUUUGAAUUAAAGAAAAAAAAAGUAGCGUAUUACACAGAAGACCGCAAGGACGAGUUCCCAUUUGUUACGUUCCCUCCUUAGUCUAGGGGUUGGGGAGGAAGUAACAAAAAAAAAGAGAGAAAGAGAGAGAAAAAGAAAGGGGAGAAAACAAUCACCAGUAUACACAAUAUACUUUAUGCCACGGGAUGUAACAGUAGGUGUUAGAGAUGGAGUGAGAGAGUCAGUCAUUUCAGAUCCGCAGUGCAAAUUCUCUCCCAAAUCUGUACAGCACAGCUGUCUGACACUCACCCUCAUGGGAAAGAGAAAGUAAAAGCUACGGGAAGUUUUACAGGAAAUUGUUAACGGCGGUUGAGAGCAGAACCUCCUAAACUCAUCAACUUUAUCUAAAUCACAAGAAAUAUUCUUCCAGAUCCAAGAAAAUCUGCAGACACUCAGCAAGAGUCUUACAGGCAUCAUGACCCUCCUUUAUAUUUACAUCUUAUGGGUCGCUGCCUGUGUGGAUUCCAUCAGUGCAGAUUCUCACAUUACUGUAUCAGCUCGAGUGGGUUCCACAGCCGUCCUGCCAUGUAACCUGAGAAAGGAGUUCACCAAAACACCACAUGUUCGAUGGCACAUCGGUGUUGAGGUUGUGUUUGAGCGAAGCAGUAAUGGUACGCAAAUAGACCCAGGAUAUGAAGGACGUGUGGACAUUCCUGAAAACGAGCUGCGUAAAGGAAACUGUUCCCUGGUGUUGAAGAAUGUCAGAAUCACUGAUGACGGUGCCUAUAAAUCCUUUGUGGUGGAACACGUGGACAGAACUAACACAAGCAAAACACAAGAAAUCAGCAGGGUUGAACUCUCAGUCGAUGCUUUUCAGAUAUCUGCUCAAGUGGGUUCCACAGUUGUCCUGCCAUGUGAAUGGAGCGAUCUGUCCAUCCAAACACCUCACGUUCAGUGGUAUAUCGAUUCUGAGAUUGUGUUUGAGCGAAAGGGUAAAGACUCAUUACAGGGUGAGAGAUAUGAGGGUCGUGUGGACGUUCCUGAGGACGAGCUGCUUAAAGGAAACUGUUCCCUGGUGUUGAAGAACUUCAGUGCUACUGAUGCUGCUGUCUACAGAAGCUCCAUGGUAGUGAAACAGAAAAACAGAAAAUUGGUCCAGGAAGUUGAACUCUCAGUCUACGAAAAUCCUGAAAAGAGGGAAGAGGAGCCAUCAGGUGAAGCUGGAAUAAAUUGCCCUCACCCGCUGAUCUUCAUCAUUUCCCUCUUUAUGUGUUUUCUCUUCUCACGUUGAGGAAACAUCAGCGUGAUCUCUCUGAGUACAGAGACUGAUUUAGGAAAAAGAAACAAGGAAGAUUUCAGUGUCUUUCAUCUACAUUGUCAACAAGUGAACAACUGUGAGGUUCAUGAGAACAUUUCUGACCCACAUAAAGCUGUGAUGCUGAAACACCACAAUAUCAGCACAUGAGAAAGACACUGUAUGACUAAGAGCAUCAUACAAUCACAGCUCCUAACAGUUGUUGGCUUCUCCUGUCUGCUUUGUCUGUUUUUUUAUAUAUUGGUUAUACUUUUUAGUGCAGAUGAGAGUAGUGUCUAAAGGUGUUGAUUUGAUUUGGAGGCAUUUAUUUGGUCUCCACUGAUUCUUAUUUCACUGCCUUUGAGCAGGUGCCAGCUUCUUUACACUGACCCAAAUACACAACUUUAAUUUACUCCACAGUGUAAAUUAACCAGUAAAGUUCAAGGAGUGUGUUCAUAAAGCGUUCUUAAGUGUGGAAUAAAGCCUGCAUUAUGAUAAGU
Molecule: messenger RNA, 1839 nt
Organism: Pangasianodon hypophthalmus (striped catfish)
Lineage: Eukaryota; Metazoa; Chordata; Actinopteri; Siluriformes; Pangasiidae
Product: butyrophilin subfamily 1 member A1
Exons: 6
Coding region: 521-1336 (271 amino acids)
Biological process (GO): cellular response to lipopolysaccharide; cell surface receptor signaling pathway; negative regulation of T cell proliferation
Cellular component (GO): external side of plasma membrane
Source: RefSeq, a predicted model, not a curated record